Solanum pennellii is the source of this 1632-nucleotide messenger RNA. RefSeq lists its product as uncharacterized. The record is from RefSeq and is a predicted model, not a curated record. Bases 369 to 1289 code for a protein of 306 amino acids. NCBI's taxonomy places the organism in Eukaryota, Viridiplantae, Streptophyta, Magnoliopsida, Solanales, Solanaceae. The transcript has 10 exons. Gene Ontology annotation, molecular function: double-stranded RNA binding.
UGUUCGGUAACGAAGACAUGAAAUUCAAUUAAGUUCGGACCAAGUUAGUCAGGCCAAAAAGCGAUUCCAUUUCCUUCAUCUCAUUUUGAGUGGAUCUUUUUGUUCACCUAAGGAAUUUUAUUUUUUCUUCCGAUAUUGAACUAAAUCAUGUGGCAUAUGUGUGGUUGAUUUUUCUGAUAGUUUAUUCAUGUGAACGGGAUUGUGACUAUUCUAAAAUGACCACAUUAGUUUGUUUUACAUAUUUUAAGCUCAAAUAAAAAGUACUCCUAAUAAAAUCCAAAUUUCGUUUAGGGAAACGGUGUCGUGAAAUGAAUUUCUUAAGUUGCCCAGCAAACUAACCAACCCACUUUCUCCAGUCUUCUGUCAAGAUGAUUGUAGGUGUGGAAGAGAUGUCAUUGGAAGCUAAAGCAGUGGGACACUCUGGACUUGCCGGAGCAGUGCCUCUCUCAUUCCGUCGCUCUUUUUCUUCAUUCCCCACACGUCUGUCGUUCCACACUGCCGUUCCUCCCCAAACCCGCCGAUUCCAAUCCUUGGCGGUUAUUAAGAGAAGUCCUAAACGCCUCAAAUACUCGGCUCCUCGCUUAACUAAGGAAGAUGGAUUGCUCUAUGUUCAAGUUGAUCAAUUUGGCUCGGAUUCUUGGAAGUUGGAUCCAGUUGUUGAACUUCUUAAAGGAGGAGCUGUUGGAGUCAUUCCCACUGACACUCUGUAUGCAAUAGUUUGUGAUCUGAGCAGUCAUUCAGCCAUUGAACGUCUUCGUAGAAUAAAAGAGAUAGAACCUUCAAAGCCCCUAAGUAUCAUUUGUCGAUCUUUCCGCGACAUAGAUACAUAUACAACUGGAUUUCCCCGUGGUAAUGCCCAAGGUCUUACAGACAUUUUUCGAGCAGUCAAGCACUGUCUACCUGGUCCUUACACUUUCAUCUUAACUGCUAGCAAACAGCUACCAAAACAAUGCACGAGAUACGGGUCUGCAACUUCCAAAUAUGCUUCAAGGAAAAAUGUUGGUGUUCGUAUACCUGAUGAUCCUGUCUGUCAAGCAAUCCUAGAAAAGUUGGAUGGACCUCUAAUAUCCACAAGCGUCAAGUCACCAAAGGAGGAUGAGUGGAUACUGGAUCCUGUCAUUAUCGCUGAUGUAUAUGGUCCAGAGGGACUUGAUUUUGUUGUUGAUGCGGGUGUUCGAGUGGCUGAUCCGUCUACUGUAGUUGAUAUGACUGAAAGUGCUCCUAGAAUUAUACGGCAGGGAAAGAUGCAGAGACUUGCUAAAGCAACCACAUCAAAAUUUACAAAGUAAAUUAAAUACUAAACUGGGUCCUAAGCAGCCUUGGAUGAUAGCGGAAGAUGAUGAUUCUCCUGUAGAUGAAUAGAAUCCGUUGUUGCCGCUGUUUAAGUAAGAAGUACUGCUUAAAAUGUACAUUUCCUCAAACCAGAGCUCUUGUACAGCACACAGAUAAGAUGGUGAAUCCCUCGCUUGAUCUUGAACAGUCUUUUAGUCUUCAUUAGUGUAGAUUGCUGUAAAUACUUAAUGUGGUAAAUCAAGAAUCACAUGUAAUAUUUUGCUUGUGUAAACUUUAAAGCAUGUUAUGAUCACUCUCUCUCAUUCUUGCCCUAUGGUAAUUUCUAUUGCGUUUCUCCUG